UUGUAAUAUCUGAGCCGAUAACUUUCUCCUCCACCUUCUUCGUUGGGUCGUCGAAAAAACGAAACCUAAUACUACUUUCCUAAUUAAUAUUGUUUUCGGUUUUUCGUUUUUCCUAACAUUUAUUUUAUCAGACACUUUAUUAAUCUCUAUCCAUUUGUUCUAUUCAAAUGUUGUACUACCGAAUUCUGUUACAAAACACCAUUAGCUAGGGAUUUUCUUUUUCUUUUCCUUCAGUUUCUCCUCGUAUAGACAUUAAUGUUGUUAUAGCUAUUUUUCAAUUUCGGAGUUAGUGAUUUUAUUUUUAAUUUUUAAGAAAAAAUGGCUUCGAGUUUCGAUCGGUGGGAAAAGGAUCCAUUCUUUUCUGCGGCCGAAGAAGUUCAAGAAUCUGCCGACAGGAUGGAAUCGACGUAUAGAACAUGGGUUCAUGCGCAGAAAGAAAAUUCUGGUGUGUGGGAUUCGGAAGAACUCCGCCGGGAUCUUCAAACUGUCCUUGGUACCACCAAAUGGCAGUUGGAGGAGUUUGAACGGGCUGUCCGGUCAAGUUAUGGUAAAAGCUCAUCAAAUGACGAUGCGAGAGGCAGGCAUCGUGAAUUUAUUGUUGCAAUUGAAGACCUGGUUUCGAAAGUUGAAAAUUCAUUACAGGAAUCAGCUACUUCACAGGGCAAGUCUUCAUUGCCUUGGGUGCGUUUAGACGAAGGUGAACGCAUUGAACUUGCAUUGUUUCUUUCGGGACCAUCGACAACAUACGAAAACAAAAGUAAUGUAAAAAGUCAUGGAAGGGAUACUGAAAAUGGAGAUUCCGCAGCUGAUUUUACAAAAAACUCACGCCAUUCAGUUGAGUGCGGUUCUAUGGAGGCUGGGGAUGGUAAGUCACUUGGGCAUAGGAGGACUGCUAGUGCUAGUGCUGACAUUGGUGCUUGGAAGAUUUUGGUUCCUGAUGAGGAAUGCCAACAGUCAAAUGGGCAGACUGUGUUACCUGUACGGAAGAUACCAAGUUUUUCAGGAUUCCUAAAUUCCGUGGAAUCUGUAUCCAAGUUGAAAUUGUCAAAGAAUGGCUUCAGAAAGUGGAAGUUAAUGGAUCACCAACAAGAAGCUGAUACUGAAUUAUUGCGACCUCCUCAAUUGCCUAGGGGAAAUAUUAUAUGCUAUGAAAGAAGUAAGAGUUGCCUGGAUAGUUGUGAUGAUUGUUAUGAUAAGCAACUUUAUGGCUGGUAUGGAGCUAUUCAGAGGCAGCUCCAAAGGUCUCAGUACCUGAUGCAAUAUAGCCGGCCUGUUCAAGUAACUUUCUGGAUUGUUUUUCUCCUCUGCUUGAUUGUUUUAAUUGCACUGCGUGCAGUGUAGAAGGAUCUACCCAUGUUCGUCUGGCAUUUUGUAGUUUGUGGCAGUAUUUGCAUCGGUGGAUCUUCAGGAAUGUAAUACACAUUGUUUAGGUUGACACUGGUUCUAGAUGAAAGGUAGUUCUUGUCUUUUUCUCACACACGGUAUCAUGUUUUAAACAUGCAAGUGCUAGGUGAUUACUUCAGAGUUAACACCCUAGCAUUUUUAACAUCCCCUCCCCACUCUUUUAUUUAGCUGUUUUAUAUUUUUUUCCUUUGCAAUUUUGUUUUCUUCAAUGAGGGGUAAACUCUGUUGUAUAUCAUAUGAGGCAUGGAGACGGCAAUGAAAGUCGGCAUAAGGUUGCAAUUUAAAACAUGUUAGCUUUCUGCUACUCAACGAUGUAAAAAUAUAUAAGCAUUUGUAUUUGUAACUGACCCUGUUUGUGUAGCUUUUGCAAUUGUAUAAAUAUUGAGAUGUGCAUGUAGUUGAUACAUCAAACACUCUUAAUGAAGACAAUUGUGUAAAUAUGUAGUUGAAAGACUGAGAUUUAAAUGC
This is a messenger RNA of Quercus robur (English oak), 1872 nucleotides long. RefSeq lists its product as uncharacterized. Gene Ontology annotation, biological process: Golgi vesicle transport. Lineage: Eukaryota; Viridiplantae; Streptophyta; Magnoliopsida; Fagales; Fagaceae. The transcript is spliced from 5 exons. The record is from RefSeq and is a predicted model, not a curated record. Gene Ontology annotation, cellular component: membrane. Bases 319 to 1341 code for a protein of 340 amino acids.